CUUCCCUCUCUUUAAAAAUCAAAUUUCUAGUGAGAGAAAGACACACACUUUCUAGAGAGAGAGAAAAUCUGAAGAGCUACAAAGCGAGCAAUGCCCCGACCCCCGACAGACUCCCCAGACUGAAAAUCUACGGUGAGGUCCCUCUGUCUUGUCCAUCCAUUCUCCGAAACAGCUGACACCCAGCACGGAAAGUUCCUCCUUUAACCUGCCACGAGCUUCAAUUUCAGUCCUUUCCAGCGACCCGCAGUUCAAAAUCAUGUCUUUUUGAGCUCCCACCACCUCCUGUUCUAGAGCUGCCGUCUUCAGCUCAUUCUGGCUCACUUCUUGAUCUUGCUCUCUGGCCUAUACGUGUUCUCUUGUGGGGGGAGGUUCGAAAUGGGGAGCUCGGCGAAGAGGAGGACUAUCGGCGGGGGCCGGGACGAGUCGACGGCAGAGCUGCUCACAGAGUCGAGCGCGGAGUCGAGGGAGAGCAGCCUCAGCAGCGGCACCACCGAGGGGUCUUCCACUGAGGAAGCUCCAAAGGCCAAGGACCGGUCUAUGAAAUCCCCUCUGGGUUGGCCCAUCAGGAAAGCUGAUGUCGCCAGAAGCUCUGUUUCUGCUGAAACUGGGGGUGAGAAGAAAACCCACCUGGACGAUUCGAAGUUGAAGAAACUGAGCUCCAAGCUUUCAGAGAUGGACAUGAUGAAGGAGAGGUUCGCUAAACUGUUGCUGGGUGAGGACAUGUCGGGUUCGGGAAAAGGGGUUCCCAUGGCUCUGGCCAUUUCGAAUGCCAUCACCAAUCUCUGUGCAACCAUUUUCGGGCAGCUGUGGAGGUUAGAACCCUUGCCUGAAGAGAAGAGAUCGAUGUGGCGAAGGGAGAUGGAGUGGCUUCUCUGUGUUAGCGAGCACAUUGUCGAGCUUAUACCCUCAUGGCAGACAUUUCCUGAUGGCAGUAAGCUGGAGGUCAUGACUUGCAGGCCGAGAUCAGAUAUUUUCAUCAACCUUCCAGCUCUACGAAAGCUCGAUAACAUGCUUCUCGUAAGAUCUUGUCCCGUUGGUUUUGGCUGGAUAGUGCAAGCUGGAUCUUUUGAUGGUCUCAAAGUUCUUUUUCUAAUCUUUUCUUUGACUUGGCAGGAAAUAUUGGAUAGUUUCACGACCACAGAGUUUUGGUAUGUCGACCAAGGGAUAGUGGCUCCUGAAGCUGAUGGGUCCGCCUCUUUUCGGAGGACAAUUCAGCGCCAAGAGGAGAAGUGGUGGCUUCCUGUUCCACGGGUUCCCGCCGGUGGGCUAAGCGAGAAUUCAAGAAAGCAGUUGAGUCACACUCGAGAGUGCACGAGCCAAAUUCUUAAAGCUGCUAUGGCCAUUAACAGUACUGCCUUGUCGGAGAUGGAAGUGCCCGACUCGUACUUGGAGGCUCUCCCAAAGAGUGGGAGAGUGUCUCUUGGUGAUGUAAUAUACCGAUACAUCACAUCGGACCACUUCUCUGCGGAAUGCCUGCUUGAUUGCCUUGAUCUGUCUUCGGAGCACGUGGCUCUAGAGAUUGCGAACCGUGCAGAAGCUUCGAUAUACAUUUGGCGUCGGAGGGCCCACUCCAAGCCCCAAACACACCCGAGCAAAUCCACCAACAAGUCGUCGUGGGAGAUGGUCAAGGACCUGAUGUUGGAUGGAGAUAAGAGGGAAAUGCUCGCGGAGAGGGCCGAAUGCCUCUUGCUUUGCCUCAAGCAGCGGUUUCCUGGUCUUACCCAAACAACUUUAGAUACCACGAAGAUUCAGUACAACAAGGAUGUUGGAAAAUCAAUCCUCGAGAGCUACUCAAGGGUCCUGGAGAGCCUUGCGUUCAACAUAGUUGCCCGAAUAGACGACCUCCUCUAUGUUGACGAUCUGACCAAAGAGUCGAACAAACUCUCCUCGGUUCCCACAGUCAGCAUGAUCUCCCACGCACACAAGAAGUUGCCGCCAGUUCCAUACUCUGUCUCUCUCUCCACCAGUCCGUACAAGCCUACCUUCAACACACCGAGCUUCUCACCUGCUCCUCUCAUUAGCCCAGCUAAGGCGGAGAGGACUCCAUUCAUCGGCAACGGCAAUGGUAUUAACCGGCCUCCUCGGCGUGGCCUUGGAGUGAAGAGAGUUCUGACGAAUUAUCUUGGCGUUGACAUGAAGCCGAAGAUGGGAGGGAACACAAGUGAAGGGUCUUGUUCUCUACAGACCUUGAACCAAAAGGAAGAAAAAUGAUGUAGACUCUCGGGUGAAGUGUUACAGCUAUUUACUAUAACUGAAUGCUGAUAUAGCUGCAUCUCGAGCUAUUAUAUAGCCGAUACGGAUUUCAUAGAGCUCGUAGUUUCUCCCCCGUGUUGCCUGGAGGAGAAACUUAGCAGCAAGUAUUCAUUCUUUCUUCUUUUUGUUAGUGUGCAUCUUGAUGUUGUUCCCUGACAGCCUAGUGAAUUACACGGAAACCUUUCUCGCGGGUUGUAUUCAUAUCAGUCCCAUUAAUCAGUAAUCAUACUCCUUGAGAGCUUUA
Molecule: messenger RNA, 2497 nt
Organism: Punica granatum (pomegranate)
Lineage: Eukaryota; Viridiplantae; Streptophyta; Magnoliopsida; Myrtales; Lythraceae
Source: RefSeq, a predicted model, not a curated record